AUGGCAGAUUCACUAAAAGACAUUCCUGAGUUCUUUGAGACUGAACUCGGAGAGGCUAUAAUUGCGCGAACAGAUGCUUUAGGAACAUUUCGCGAAUUAGGUCCUCCAGAUCUAUGUCACAUUAUAAAAGUUAAUGCCAAGCCAGGUAUCAAGGAGUUAGGUAGCUAUCACUAUAUCUCAGGUGUGGAUGCGUCUUCUUCCGCUUCUCUAGCAGCGUAUUUAAACUCGCUGACUUAUUCCAUGGACGAUACUCAAUCGUGGUUUACAAAAUCAAACUCUUGGCGUAUUCGAUCUGGUAUAUAUUGCUGCUAUAAUGCAUUUUCUCGGGUAGAUGUUAGGGUAGAAGUAAAGAUUCCGGGUGGUGUAGAAAGUUAUUAUGUGGAUGUUCGCGGCGAAAGGCAUGAAGCAACUGCUGAAAUAUGGCAGGAGACUUAUCUAUCUGCCGUAUUGAGAGCUAUUCUGUACUCGGACGAUAGCUAUUAUCGAUUAGCAGGAUACCGUAAAGUAGAUCCAAUAUUAAAUUUACCAGCAGAAGCGAGAUUUUUAGAAGCGGUCGAAUCAUUGUUUUGGAAAGGUUGGCAAUUGGGUAGUAAACCCGAGAUCCAAGUUGCUACAUCAGUCCAUAAUCAUUUGACGGAUGGUGUCAUGAAGUAUUUUGGCGAUAGCUUUCGGUUUGCACCAGCUAUUGAAUUAUUUAAAAAAUUGCACAAAAAGGAUCCAGAAGUUGGGGCCCUCUUGGCAAAAGCCUAUAUUGGUCAAAACGAAGAAAUAAAGGCUGUGAAAGUACUGUAUGAAGAUUUGAAAUCUGUUUCGAUGAGCUACCCUUUAAUCCAUGUACAAGUUGAUUUUUUACGGGAAAAGGGAGAGUAUACCAUGGCUUUGAAGUUAGCAAAAUAUGCAGUGGAUACAACACCAUCGGAAUACUUAACUUGGGCUAAAUUGACGGAAGUUUAUAUUGAUCUUAAUGAUUACAAAAACGCUCUACUGACUUUAAACUCAUGCCCAAUGUUUACCUACAAUGAACGUGAUAUGCAUCGUAUGCCCGCCGCUGCCAGGACACAUCUUCCCAUUAAACCGGAUAUUAUAAAUUCGGGUAUUAUGGAGGAAGACUCUGCCGGACGUGAAUCAGAGACUGACUCCAAUAUAUCCCGACUUCCAGCACCUGCUUUGCAUGGAACAUUUUCUAAAGCAUACUCAUUGUUGACAAGACUCGCCAAUGCUUUAGGAUGGGAUGAGCUACUUCGAUGCAGAUCACAAGUUUUUGUAAUGGAAGAAGAAUACCGUAUGCAUAAAGCCCAGGAAGGGAAUAGAAGGAGCAUGGUAAAGGCUGAUGACUUGGACCAAAAGUUAAAAGAAACUUCUAUCGCUGAACCGAAAGUUCCUGAACCAUCCGUUGAAAAACCAACACAGACGGCAGAAGAUGAACUGAAAGAAGAAGUAUCGUUUUCUUUUGGAAAUAAAAGGCUGUGUGAAAGAUGGCUCGACAAUCUUUUUAUGGUUUUGUACGAGGAUUUGAGGAUUUACACUUUUUGGAGAACCGAAUCUGCCCACUACCGCGCCCAAAAAAUAGCAUAUCGCAAAACAGGUACCGAGUGGGAACUCUUGGGCGAUUUAGGAUUAAGGUUAUGGCAUGAAAAUGAAGCAAAGGAAGCAUACGAGUUCUGCUUAGAUUAUAAAUUUUCUGCAAAAGCGUGGAUGAGAUUGUUAGAAAUAUAUGCCAAGGAAGGAAACACACAAAAAGCAUUACUAGCCGCUGUAAAAUUAACCGUUUAUCACGAACGCUGGUAUCACGAAAUAGUGUAUCCCACUGAAAUUUCAUGUAACUUGAACAGCCUGAUCAGAAAGGCUGGUCUCUCAAAAAUGCAAAACAUUUUAACAUCCAUGAACUUGCCCAAACCUGUCCAAAAGUUAAUGACCCGUUAUUUUGAUUACGGCGAGCUUUUUAAGGUGGAAGGAUAUGAAUUAUAA
Mucor mucedo is the source of this 1968-nucleotide messenger RNA. RefSeq names its product Chs5p-Arf1p-binding proteins-domain-containing protein. Gene Ontology annotation, biological process: Golgi to plasma membrane transport. Bases 1 to 1968 code for a protein of 655 amino acids. Gene Ontology annotation, cellular component: exomer complex. The transcript is spliced from 12 exons. The record is from RefSeq and is a predicted model, not a curated record. NCBI's taxonomy places the organism in Eukaryota, Fungi, Mucoromycota, Mucoromycetes, Mucorales, Mucoraceae. Gene Ontology annotation, molecular function: protein binding.